AGUAUAAAAUGCAGUGGACGCCGAUGCAGUACCACCAUUAGACAACUGCCAGUUUGUCCAGCCACAUAGGGGAAUCCGCCAUUCCGAGAACCGCUCAACAUGAUGAAAUUGAUGCUAGUCGUUAGCUCGAUAGCCCUGCUCCUGGCGCUGGCCAGUGCCCGGCCCCAAAAUGAUGUGGAAGUUCUGGAGUACGAAUCGGAGAACACUGGCCUCGGUGGCUACAAGUUCAGCUACAAAUUAAGCGAUGGCACCAGUCGCACCGAGGAGGGCGUGGUCAACAACGCGGGCACCGACAACGAAUCUAUAUCCAUCCGGGGAUCUGUCACCUGGGUGGCUCCCGAUGGCCAAACCUACACCAUUAACUUUGUGGCCGACGAGAACGGUUUUCAGCCGGAGGGCGCCCAUCUGCCAAAGUAGAUCUAAGCUACUGAGCAGAUCCUGUAAAUACCACCAUCCCUAAAGAACCCACAACCUAAAAAACUCCAACCAACCAGCCAUACAGUGAGGUGCUAAGGUCCUGCCCGGAGGAGCUGUCCCUUGUCCCGUGGCAGCCAAUCGGUCAGUCAGUUAGUAAGUCGAUCAGUCAGUCAAGUUAGUGUCGUGCAUUGUUUUCUGUUUUCCUUGUUACUCGCAUUAAAACCGAACUUUCGAU
Molecule: messenger RNA, 652 nt
Organism: Drosophila erecta
Lineage: Eukaryota; Metazoa; Arthropoda; Insecta; Diptera; Drosophilidae
Gene: Acp65Aa
Product: endocuticle structural protein SgAbd-6
Exons: 2
Coding region: 100-417 (105 amino acids)
Cellular component (GO): chitin-based extracellular matrix
Molecular function (GO): structural constituent of chitin-based larval cuticle
Source: RefSeq, a predicted model, not a curated record